This is a messenger RNA of Metarhizium album ARSEF 1941, 1746 nucleotides long. RefSeq lists its product as uncharacterized. Bases 1 to 1746 code for a protein of 581 amino acids. NCBI's taxonomy places the organism in Eukaryota, Fungi, Ascomycota, Sordariomycetes, Hypocreales, Clavicipitaceae. The transcript is spliced from 7 exons. The record is from RefSeq and is a predicted model, not a curated record.
AUGCCCACUUCACAGAGCUUGGCUCAAUUUCCCAGACGAAUGGCCGAAUUGAUGUGUGGUGGUUGCGGCGGCGACGAUCUGCAUGAUGGCUACUUCUCUCUGCCCGAGACGCAACCUGAGAUCUACGAAUCGGGCAAGCCAUACUCUACAGAAACGCAGCCAAUGAUAGGAACUCAAAUUCUACCAGAAGCUACUGGGUUUCCCCUAGUCGACACAAAAGAUCUCAGCCAAGGUGUCUUCAGCGAGGAUUCGGCGCACACUACCUCGGCACAAGCAGCAUUUGCCCAGGAGAGUCGGCUGCAGGCCACGCCAGAUUUCAUCCAGGAUCGUUUCCUUUAUACCCACGAUGCUGUAUUUCCCAACAUCUUCUCAAAUCAACUUGUGAAGCAAGAACAGGAUCUGCUCGGCUCGCCUGUCUUCGGACAAGACAUUUCAUUGCGUAGCGAACAAGCCCACGCCAGCUAUGUGUUUAACCCAAUGAACCCAUCCAUCCCACAGUCGAUACCACAAGCCGAUCGUGGCGGAAAGCGAGGACCGUUUCGCGAUCCCAAUCUUCGAGAACAAACUGCUCAGACAAGAAAAAUCGGUUCUUGUAUCCGAUGUAGAAUGCAACGAAUACGCAAAGUUUCCAACACGAAAGCAGGCAGGUUUCCAUGUCUGAGAUACAAAAUCACCGACAUUAGACUUUUCAAACCCGGGCAAGUUCCAGGAUACGAAUGGACGCGGCGGUGGAAUAACAACAUAUCUGAUCCGAUUCAAAAAUGGGCAUCAUCGGAUGUCAAGUUCAUCCGUAUCUCGACGGGCUAUUCUACGAAAUCCAUUGAAUUGAGAGUCCGAAAAUUUGUACCACAAGAGGGCGACAAACUAGAACGGACGUGGGAUUUUGAAGGAAAAAAGAGAUCGGUGAAGAUCCCGCCUUAUGCUUUGAUGGACCUAGAUGACGGAAAGUCAGCAUAUAUGUCUUAUAUUCGAGAUGCCAUGGGCGAUACUCUGCAACAUGUAGCUCAGCGCUCCAGUGGCCUGCUGAAGAAGACGUAUAUCCAGGCGUUCCGAAUGUACCAGGAUCCAUCGAUGCCCGAGGACUGGAGACAACUUUUUGACUGGACCUUCAGACUAUGGGUCGCUGUUCGACUUUCAACGACAUCAGAGUUUAUUGUUGGCGAAGAAAAACUAGGCAUGCCAGACAACAUUCUAGACAGCACAAGUCCCCAUAGUGGCAAGAUUCCUGUUCCGCCUGUCCUUGGUGCGCAGUUGGACCUCGUCUUGAUUCAUCAUAUCCAAACCAAACUCAGACGCGAACUGCUGGACAAGUUGCAGAAAAUGAUUUUGAAGAACAAGCAAAGCACCUGGUUUGUAACGUAUCUGGUGACCUUUAUGCUACUGCACAACGCAGCACUGAUCACGGCACACGAUGCCGCAUAUGCUCGGAAGCAUGGAAUGAAGCGUCGAUUUGCGCGCGAGGACAAGGUGAAGGAAUACUUUCUUGGCGCAAACAUCCUUUUGGCUCAUUUCCACUACUGUAACAAGGGUUGGUAUCCAUUCUCGGAGGAUUGUAAGGACCAGGAUCUGCGGACACUUGCAGAUCUAAAUGAAGACAAGAUUCGGUUUGUACAGGCGACGAGGGAGUAUGCCAGGGAUCACAAAGGAGAAUGGGACAAACUGCGUGAGCGAGGAAGCUGGGAGGAUGAUUACUUUUUUGUCAGCCAACUUUUUGAGGAGAACUGGCACCCCCGGUCUGACGCAUAG